This is a messenger RNA of Neltuma alba, 1305 nucleotides long. RefSeq names its product serine/threonine-protein phosphatase 7 long form homolog. The record is from RefSeq and is a predicted model, not a curated record. The transcript has 3 exons. Lineage: Eukaryota; Viridiplantae; Streptophyta; Magnoliopsida; Fabales; Fabaceae. Bases 1 to 1305 code for a protein of 434 amino acids. Gene Ontology annotation, biological process: meristem development; meristem maintenance.
AUGCAUGCUAAUCGAAUGAUUGAGCCACCUAAUCAGAUACUUGAAUAUCUUAGAUUAGCUGGAUUUUAUGGUGUUGUGAGGGUAGGGCAAUUUGAUUACGACCGGAGUUUGGUCUCAGUCCUUGUUGAGAGGUGGCGUCCUGAGACUCACACAUUUCAUACUACACGUGGAGAGUGCACGAUAACAUUAGAGGAUGUUGCUAUACAGUUAGGCCUUCCUUGUGUAAGAAUGCCUGUCAUUGGGAAAACUGACUUUAAUUGGCAAGAUGUUUGUGAAUGGCUUCUAGGGGUUAGACCACCUGCAGAUAGAAUACUUGGACAACGACUACUUAUGAAUUGGUUGGAAGAGCACUUUAAUCACUUACCUGAUGAUGCAGACGAUGUACAAGUUCAACAAUUCACUCGUGCAUAUAUUCUCAGGUUGAUUGGAGGAUAUCUCAUGCCAGAUAGAUCAUGUACUAGGGUGUAUUUGAUGUACCUUCCACUACUUUAUAAUCUGGAAGAAGUUGGAAAUUUUAGUUGGGGUUCAGCAGUUUUAGCUCACCUGUAUAGAGAAUUAUGUAAUGCUACUAAUCCAACUGAAGAUGGGAUUGGAGGGUGCUUAUCAUUAUUACAUUUAUGGGCAUGGGAUCGUUUUCCUACGCUAGCACCACAACAACCUGUAUCUCCAGAUCCACAGUCUAAUAUCUACCCUCUCUUACCUCCUUUGGGUUUCAGAUGGAAAAAUGUAGGACAAAAUCCUCGUCCAAGUGUCACAUCCUUACGCCAAUAUAGGAGUCUUCUUGAUAGAAUGACCGAUGAUGACAUAAUUUGGCAGCCAUAUGAAUCUUCUGAAGUGCGCCAAUUGAUUCCAGAAUACUGCUUGGCAACACCUGAAAUUUGGCUUGCUUCAGUUCCUCUAAUAUGUUUUCAUAUUAUAGAAUGGCAUCACCCUGAUCGUGUACUAAGGCAAUUCGGUCGUCAACAACCUAUUCCUGUCAUGCCUGUUCAUUUAGGAAAUUACCAUACAAUACAACUACGUGGCAGAAUAAGCACAAAUUGGACUGAAGAAUACUCAAACUUCAUUGAAGCAUGGAAUAGAUGGCCACAUGCUGUUGUUGAUGCUCCUCUGGCACUUGGUGAACUUGAUCGAACAUCUGAGUACAUGCAAUGGUAUUGGAGACAUACAAGACGAUGGAUCCAACGUGUUAGUGGUGAUACUGGCUAUGUGGCUGACAUAGCAGAACAGUUAUAUAGGCUAACAAUUAAUUCUCGUUCAACAUGCUCUGAUUGCAUUGAUUAUCGAGAAAGAGUUGCUCGAGACUAG